CCUCCUCCACCACCUCUCCACCACAGUCACUGGUUACCCUGGAGGCACACAGACACCAGUCGCCGUGGUUCGUCCUCUGCGCCUCGGGUUCGCGCAGCGCACGAUCGAGACGCACACUGGAGGAGCGCGCGUCUGAGCCUUGGCGUUAAUUUUGGAUUCUUUUUCAGAGGGCGCAGACCUGUCUUUUCACCGACUAGAAUGAAAGCUCCUUCCAGGAGCCAACGAGGGCGCUAGACAUGUCUCACCAGCAGCGGCUCGUCCAACUGUCCGCCGCGUCGCUCGCCGUGAUCCUCGGCCGGGAGGAGAGCUCGCGCGCCGGCGGAGGGAACGCGCUCGCCGGCAACGGCGCGAGUGGCCAGGAGGUUUUCGCGGACUUCAAAGCGCAGAACUCUCGCAGUUUCUGGAAUAAGCGGCUGGUGAAGGCCAUCGCCGAAGUGCACUUCCAAGGAUGGAUGGAAAAUCUGGUGCUUUUCGUCCAAGGGAACGCAAACAACCUGGAGGUGCUGAGGGAAGCGUGGAUGCGCAGGGCGCUGAGGUCACCGAAGGGAUUCACCAUCAAAGCCGUCGGUGACCUGUCGCCGGUGCAGAUGUCCCCUGUGCCCCAGUCUCAGUUCAUUCCCUUGGCCGAAGUGUUGUGUUCGGUCAUCUCGGACAUGAACUCCUCCCAAAUCACCGUCAACCAGGAAGCACUUAUCAAUUACAUGAGCAAAGCCCACCCAGGGAUAACCAUCCCCACUCAGGACAUCCUCUACAACGCUCUCGGCACUCUGAUCAAGGAGCGCAAGAUUUACCAUACAGGCGAGGGCUACUUCAUCGUCACCCCUCAAACCUAUUUCAUCACUAACAACAUGGUGCGCGAGAAGAAUUGGUGGACUUCUGGCUCGGCCGAUGACCCUCCCUCUCCUCCUCCCAUUACUUACUUGUUGAGCAAUGAGGCCUGUGUUGAGGGCACUCAAUCACUCCCGGUGGCACACUGCAAGUCUUGCAGCUGCUUCAGCCCCCUCCAAACAUCCACCAAUGUCACCUCCACUAAUGCAACAGCCACCAUCUCUCCCCCCACUGUCCCAGACCAACAUUCUGUCUCUGUUUCCAUAAGUGAAUGCACAGGUAAAAGCCUGAAGUGGCCCCGCCCGUUAGACCACAAACCCACCGUGCAGCACCAGUCCACCUCCACGGCAGCAGACUGUCAGGCGAGUGAGAUUAGCAAAAAUACAGCCUCUACUAACGCCACUGGUCGCAAAGACAAAGACAACAAGCCGGGGAGGAAGUUUGGUCUCAGUUUGUUCCGGAGGAAUGGAGGGAAAAAAGAGAAGCCGAAGAAAGAGUACGCAUCGUUUUCAGCCCAGUUUCCUCCGGAGGAGUGGCCGGUUCGAGACGAGGACGACCUGAACAACUUGCCGCGUGACCUAGAGCACGCCAUCAUUAAACGCAUCAACCCUGAACUGACGGUGGACAAUUUGACGCGCCACACGGUCCUAAUGAAGAAGCUGGAGGAGAGGAGAGACAGGGGGUUGGACAGAGUGUUGGACAGGGGUCUGGACAAAGACGACAAGGGAGUAGACAAGGGAAUGUCUACUGAGAUCCUAGCAUUCUCCAAACCCAGGCAUCACCACUCCUCCAAGGCAGGGGCGGGAAGAAGAUCCUCUCUGAAGGCUUCUCGCAGCAAGAGGAGGGCCCAUUCGUCCAGAGAGAAGCAAAGGGAAAGGGAGAAGGAGAGGGUUAAGAGUAAGGUUCCCAUAUGUGCGGACAAUUAUCCAGAGGGGGACGAUUUGAUCCCUACUCGGCUCAGAGUGGAAAUCCCCGUUGAUGAACCAGAUCAAGUGGAGGAAGGUGGAGCUGUUGAGGGAAAAGCUCUUUAUAAGAAACGCAUUGAAAACCCUUUCCAGGCUCAGCCAAUCAAAGUCCCGGCUGAUGCCGUCAUUCCUGCCGCCAACAGAGAGCAUAGAAGGCCUCGGGAGGUGAAAGAGGGCAAGGCUUCGGGGCCUGGCAGGAAGGAACGAAUAAGUCAGCGCUCGAAGUCGUGGGACCCACACCGGGCCAAAGUGAACGCAACGGACGCCGCGCAUGCAGCGAAGUCCCCUACGUCCGACGACAGGUACGACUAUGUGCACGAGCAGGACCUCACUGUUGAUCGUCUGCACCAAGCAGACACAAAGCUCAACGGGGAGCUCCCACUGGACUACGGCCCAGCCUACCCACAGAGCAGUACGCUCCGGAUCGAUGACAAGGUGCGACGUCAGAGGGAGGUAAAAGGCAAGAUGAGCUGGGAGAGAGACGGCAAAAACGCACCUUUCCGGGAGGUAGAGUACAACAGUGUGCUAGACCACGGCCGAGCUAUAGACGAUGGCCACUCAAGCCUCCAUCAGUACUCGAAUACUAACGCAAGUCUCCCCACGGUUCCCUAUGAGCCUGUUGUAAACCACUCAUGUGAUAGAACUCUGCCCUGGCUGCCCGAGCUCUCUGUGCAACGGAAACACUCCCUUCGACUCUCCGACCCACAAAGGGAAGACACACAGAGGCCCGACGAGCGCUUUUCACCUCAGCAGGCUUGUGAUACUUCAGCGUCCCAGGGACAACAGGAGAUCAGACCUGCCAAAAUCAAUAACAGAGUGCAAAGGGCCACGAGCCAGGGAGAAAGGUCGGAGUUGAUAGCUGACAGCGCUCCCUCGGUUACAGACACUGGCGGACUAAUAGAGGACGACUACAGGCUCUAUCAGAGAGCCGACGAGCAGGAGGAUGAGGACGCCUGCAGCUCCUUGUGUCUGAACGAGGAGGAGAUUGUCCAUGCUGCAAAUGUGUACCGAACGAGUGCAGCGGACUACCGCGGUCACCAGCCGGUUUACCACAACCGUGAAUCUGAUUUGCAAUAUCAGGGACCUCACAGUCACUAUUACGAAUCCAACUUUCAGCCACCACAAGAUUCGGGGGACAGCACUUUGAAAGAUCUCAUCGGCCCAACAACCCGGAGGGUGGGUUCCCUCAGCCCCGCCAGAGCUGCCGAGACCAGCUGGAGACUCCAUCAUCACCGUCAGAGGGCCAGAUCACCAGCGGCCCAAAGCGAGUCCAGCCCCAGGCAGGGCACAUCGAACCAGGGGGAAAGGCCCCAUGAGAGCAGUCUCGACUCGGAGUGUCCAGAAACAUCGGAAGUUGCCGACAGCAGCAUCUUCGACUACUGCCAGACCAGUGAGAUAGAAUCAGACUCGGAGACCGUCCGCAAGUCCGCCGAUGAGGGCGACGGUGAAUCGGCUCACUGGAGAGCCGAGGGGGAGGAAGAGCAGGAGGACGAGUUUGACGCGACGGGGGUUCCUCAGGCUCACAGAGCCGCCCCGCUGGGCAUGGCCAGAAGGGCAGAGAUCGGGGAGGCAGUGGAAAUGGGAGAAAACCAGAGCGUCACAGGAGACAGUGGUAUCGACUCUCCUCGGACCCGCGUCAGCCUGGCCUCCAGCAACACUGUCAUUCUGGAGGGUCUCAAGAGAAGAGGCUUUUUGCAAAACCUGGAGAAACUGCACUCGAAGAGCAGCACCAUUCGCCCACAGAGCUCCCUGCUGCAGCUCACUCCCGUCAUGAACGUAUAGCAGCAGGUCAAUGUCCCCUGCUGAGGCUUUGCGUUGGAACCGAGAUAUCUCUUCACGCAGCCCAUAAAAGGCCAAAGCCGAAAGUUCAGUUCUAUGCAACCGCUACAGUCAGAAACAUACCCAAUGAAAAAGGGUUUGCACGUUGUUGCCUACCUCCGCAUAGAGCCCUACCAAAGGGGGGUCUGUGUACAGAUGUACAGUACAUAUAUAUAUAUAUUUUCUUUUUGUAAAUAAUUUUAAAUGUAAUGUAUAACCUUGUAUGUGCUGUUAAACGCGUGGUGUAUCGGCUGCAUUUAUUGUGAUGUAAAUGUUGUCUUAAAAAUGUUCAUAGCAGCAAUGACAUAGAAUUCACCACAGAAUUGUGUGUAUUAGCCAAGGUUUUUUUUUUUCUUGCCAUGAUAUUGCUCCGUGUAAAAAAAAAUAAAAACAUGUAUCCUCCACA
Messenger RNA from Scophthalmus maximus (turbot), 4017 nucleotides. RefSeq names its product storkhead box 1 (gene stox1). The coding region runs from base 237 to 3575 and encodes 1112 amino acids. Lineage: Eukaryota; Metazoa; Chordata; Actinopteri; Pleuronectiformes; Scophthalmidae. Gene Ontology annotation, molecular function: RNA polymerase II transcription regulatory region sequence-specific DNA binding; DNA-binding transcription activator activity, RNA polymerase II-specific. The record is from RefSeq and is a predicted model, not a curated record. Gene Ontology annotation, cellular component: nucleus; cytoplasm. Gene Ontology annotation, biological process: positive regulation of transcription by RNA polymerase II. The transcript is spliced from 4 exons.